GUUUUUUCAAAACGUGAGUGAACUGAUUAUGAAAAAGGUCUGCCGUCUGCUAAAACCAGUAAUGGAGAGUUCUGUGGACUGUGCUAUGCCCAAUGACGCAAGGUCAAAGGAGUUUGUGCAGUUGUUGAACAAGUUAAAAGAAUUGGGUCCAGACUGGGCAGUAUAUCAUGAUGAAACAUCAGUCUUGGAUGAAAAUGGUUCCAGGGGUUUCUUAAUGCAUUCAGCUAGUGAUGAUCCUUGGAAAUAUUUUCGGAAUGAAUUCUUCUAUAACUCCAAGCUGAAUUGUGUAAAAGGUGUUGUCCAUUUUGGAUUUCAUACAAGAGGCUUUCCAGGGUACAAGGGUUUAGUGAUUAUAUAUACAAUACUCAGAAUAUCCACUAGCAACACCACAUUUCACUCAAAAGUUAUUCUGACUAUAAGUGUAGAAUGGUAAUGUAAUCAGUCUGUGACAUAACAUAGCCAAUGUCAAGCGGCCACCCCCUGGGUCCCCCUCCUGUGGUAGCAACAAGAUCAAGGGAUGGUAGGUGGGUGAUUCCUGGCCUGGGACAAAAAGUGGCCAAAACUCACUGAGAUUAUGAAAUCACAAAUAAAUUAUAGUCACAAACUAUCACAUAUUAUGUUACAAGACUCUAAAAAGGCACAAAUAAAUUAUAGUCACAAACUAUCAUAUAUUAUAUUACAAGACUAAAAAGGCAAUAGACCUUUUGCAUAAUGAUGUAUUAAGCUGUGACGCCUGCAAGGAAUUCUGUGACUACUGGAGCAGUGACGACUGAGACCAGAAUUCCCUGCAGGUGUCACGGCUUGUUACAUCAUUAUGCAUAAGGUCUAUUCAUGACAGACCAAAGUCUGGGCAUUUUUUUAUCUUAUAUAUACGUACAAUAGUUUUCAAUUUGGUUAAACUUUAUUGACCAAUGAGCUUCCUUAAUUGCCUCCUCUAGGGUGGUCCAUGGUGGUGCCAUUUCAACUAUGUUAGAUGCUGCAAUGGCUGCUGUAGCAAAUAGCUAUAGCGAAAGCAUUGCCAAGCAGCUGCCACUGUAAAUCUAAAUACUGAUUAUGUCAGGAUUGAAGAUCCCCACAAGAUCACCAAAAUGGACAAGGAAGCUAUUGUAUGAAGGGGACAGGGUAACCUGAAGUUAGUGAAACAAUAUCCGGCUGAGAUACGGAGCAGACUGAUCACUGAAGCACAGAUAUGGAAUGGGAUUUCAUUGGAUAAAAAUUCUCCGAUCUUAGAAGGAAAAAUGCUGAUGUACAAGUUGAUAAAAUUGCUAGAUAUAUUGGAAGCGAUGGGUGUGGCACUACUGUUAUGGCUAGCGGUAACCAUUUCACGCAAGCAAAAUAUUUUAAAAUAUGGUAAGACAUACGAGACGUUUUUCAGGUAAGUUUUUUAUUUAUCUACAUUUCUAUAAGCGUUGGCGGUUGCAUUUGAAAUUUUGAAUCACAGAGCGAAGCUUCGUUAAAGGUAACCUAUUAUAUUUUUGCACAAUGUAUUUUUAUAUUUUUGCUCGAAAAUUCCAAGUGUUUAUUUCGAAUUUGAAACCAAGGCAGAUAUAUUACUAGAUCUGCCAUUCUAAGCGUAUAUUUGGCAGAUAAUCAAAUCUUUGCUAAACAGUUCCCAUUUCCCCUUGAAUGUUUGUGUAUUCAAACAUUUUUUAAAUAGCUAAAAAAAUCCUACGACCCGCUGUGUACAUUGUGGACUAAAACAUAUAGCACGUCAUUGUUUGAUGACGUAUAUUGUAUUGUUCGACCUCUUCCCCCCCGUCUUAGAUUUUCUCAUGAACCGCUUCAGAUAUUUUGCUUAUUCCGGUCUGAAUUAUGGGUCAAUUCAUAUCUUACGAUAAUAAUAUAUAACCAAUACGAACUAACAUCCCCAAGUGCAUGAUAAAUGUGCAUCAGUAAAGUGGUGGGAUAUUUUGCAUGAACAGUUUGAGUAAAAUUAGGUCUCUCCUGCGUUUUCUCUCAGUUGACUGAGUUAAGCAUGGUUAGAUCAUGCAGAGGUGGUACAUGUUCUUGAAUGAGAGCUACCUUAAAGUGGUCUGAUGUUGUACAGAACUCAUGUGAGUAGAGUUAAGUCUCUCCUGUGUUCUCUCUCAGUUGACUGAGUUAAGCAUGGUUAGAUCAUGCAGAGGUGGUACAUGUUCUUGAAUGAGAGCUACCUUAAAGUGGUCUGAUGUUGUACAGAACUCAUGUGAGUAGAGUUAAGUCUCUCCUGUGUUCCCUCUCAGUCUCAGUUGACUGAGCUAAGCAUGGUUAGAUCAUGCAGAGGUGUUCCAAGUCAUAUAAUCGAAUGUUCUUUUUUUAAUAUACACCAGGUUCAUUCUCAUCUUAAUCUGCAUAGUUGCCCAGAUCUCCAUUUAUACAGGUCAUACAGCAACUUGCAUUUUUGGGUGAAAUUCGAUACAUUAAAAACUGGUCGAACAAUUAAAAAAAUUAUUCAAAAGCUCAGUGACAAAGGGGUCACGCAAAUAUCAAUUCACAUCGUCACAUGUCGUCAAUGACAACACAUCAAUUUCAUGAUAUAAUACUAUAAUGUUGAUUCAAUCUAGAAAUAAAUAAUUGCAGAUAAAAACAUCGCCCACUUAUCUGCCUUUGGCCUUGAACUUUUGCAAUUUUCCACGAACCGCCUUGCGGGAAAAUUUACAGGUAUCCUAUCCUUCAAAAUGAUGAAAAUAUCAUUUAGCAUACGGCAAAAAUUUGAUGGCAGUUGGUAGUUUCAGACAGACUAAAAGGUCUCUGUAUAUUUUUGGUACAUUCAAAUCAUUUGUGAAUUUGUGAAAUAAAAGUUUAUUUUUUAAAAUUUCAUUUACAAACCUUGCCCACGCAACUUGAGUUAUUCCCAGUAAACCAUUAAAAUAUCACAAUAUCCUGACUUCCCAGAAUCGAACAGAGUCGGGCAUAGCGAUAAUUACAUAUACCGAUAUCGAACGAGUGUUACAGCGCAUGUUUUUGGCAGCUGGCGUUAACUGCUAGGUUACGGAGAUAAUUAGCUACUAAUAGUCUACGAUGAAAGAUCUGAGGUUAUAUUGUUUGUUUACUGUGAUGAAAGCGCUUUAAAUAUAGAAAGCUGAUGUAUUCUCUUCGGAUAGCCCUGGGAACGAACGAUUUAUAAUGGUUAAAACCUAUAAAAGGAGUGUUAAUGAUUAGGAAUUGUCGCUGUGAGAGUGUGUAUGUAUUUCGUGAGCUUCUUAGCUCCCUGUAGUUCGUGAUUGCAAUGUCAACCGUGAAUCAACGCCUUCAUCGAAGACCUAUUUCGCCCAUAUAUCAUCAAAUGACUCCAAAAACAAUCGCCAACAUCGCGUGUAGUCAGUAAACUGAGAAACUCGCUUGCUUUUCCUAAAAACUGUCUCAGUUAUAGAAGAGAUUUGCGACUCAGACAAGUGAUAUAUCGUAAAUACCUAAUGUUCAAAUCGUCUGAAUAUUGUUUAUAGUAAAUUCUUUGAGGUGAGGUCGUGCAACUUUGCAUGCUUUUGGGAACAAAUCGGACCCUCUCACUCACGUCAUUUCCCGCAAUUUAAAUAUUUUUAAUCAAUAGCGGUUAUAUAACAAGGGUUAUGUCCAGUUGACGUUCAACUCUUAUGCUAAGGUCGUGUUUAGAAAAAAAAAGAAGCACGUCAAAUUAAAGUGUAGUGGUCACAUUCAGGAUGUGCUUGUUGUUUUGAUUGCAAGUGACAGACAGAAUAGUUUGGUGACGAACAGAACGGCGAUGCUGCCUGAUGCCAGAAAAUGAGCUUUGAGUCUAUCAACAUCUUUCUUUCCAACCCAAUAUGGGAACCUGCGCGAAUUGUAUUUGUUGAAAGAGAAAGGAAUGAUUCAGAGGAACAGCUUCAAAAUAAACUACUCAACCGUAAGAGGGGAAAUCCCAUAAAAAUGAAUAAGCUACAACAAUCCACGAUUCGAUUUUCAAACAUCGCCUACAGUUCUCGAUAAUUCCAUAACACUUAUACUUCACGAUCAUACCUGCCUUAAAAUUUAACGAUGCCACGGAAGAAAAAGAAACAAUCGAGCAUCACAACUGGUUCCAACAAACACGAAGCCGUUAAACUUGAAGCGAAAACUGAAAGGACCACAUCAAGUCCCAGAGCGGACUGGAAAAAAGUCUCGGUGAAACACAAGAAAAAAUUUGAACGACUUUUAAAAGUGUGGGACACUAGCCCGGAACUGAUAACCAUGGUAAAUGACAACGGCGUGUGUUUUGAGGAAGAGUAUAUGAUAGGCCGCGGCAGUUAUGGCACGGAGGUGUAUAUUUGUUUGGGCUUAGACGGAAUAGAACGAGCGAUAAAACGUUUGCCGAAACAGCUGUGCAAGAAAUUCUUAAAAAAUGAACGAGAUAUCUUGAAUUCUCCAAAUGCAGUCGAGUCGCCACGGAUCGUGAACUACUGUUUCUACGAUGACACAUCUAGCCGCGAUUUCGGUUUCUUGAUUUUGAACUUAUAUGAACAAAAUCUUGAAGAAUUUGUCAGGUUUGAAGGUAAAAACAUAACAGAAUCGUGUGCUCGAGAGAUGAUACGCCAAGUGCUUGAAGGCCUGCGAGCAUUGCACUCCAGAGAACCUAGAAUUCUUCACCGGGACUUAAAGCCAACUAAUAUUCUAGUCGACCUGAGAGGCAAUUUACUGUUGUCGGAUUUUGGUAUAGGACGAUUCUUCCCAGAAGAAGGUGCAACAACAUACAAUACUUCUAGCGAAAGUGGAUCGCACGGCUGGGUCGCAUACGAAUGUAUUGAUUGGGAAAAGUUGUUUUCAAACAAGAUGCCGAGCCAUUUGGAUGAACCAAUUCAACUCAAAUGGAAAGAGCAAUCAGAUAUCCAAGUGGCAGGCAUGUUAUUAUUUUACAUCCUAACAAAAGGGGAACAUCCGUUUGGUCCGCCCAUAAAGCAAAUGCAAUGUUUAUACGAGGAUAAAAAAGUUGGAUUAGCAGACCUCAAAGAUCCUGUGGUGAAAGACUUGCUCUUUCAGAUGUUGACUCAAAAGAUGGAAGAACGGCCAUAUGUUGAGCAAGCCUUGAAGCACCCUUACUUCCUCUCUCUCGAUGAGCAAAUGAGAUUUGUUGAAGCCCUGGGGAAUGAAAGCAAGAUGAAGAACGGCAAUGCUGUCUCCAAACAGCUGGACAGCCCUAAACGAUCCAAACCUCGAUGUUGGUUGCUACCAAAUAAUUGGAAAGACGAAAUUGGUCCUGAUGACCUUCGGAUGUUAUGUAGCGGAGAUAAUCAGAGAGAACCCCAGCUGGAAAAGACUCCCAGUCUUGGAAGAGCUUUUUCCUGUGAUAAACCGUCGUUCAGUGUCUGAGUCUGAUGCAGAUUAAAGUAUAUAUGC
Molecule: messenger RNA, 5307 nt
Organism: Dendronephthya gigantea
Lineage: Eukaryota; Metazoa; Cnidaria; Anthozoa; Malacalcyonacea; Nephtheidae
Product: serine/threonine-protein kinase/endoribonuclease IRE1-like
Exons: 10
Coding region: 3973-5280 (435 amino acids)
Biological process (GO): intrinsic apoptotic signaling pathway in response to endoplasmic reticulum stress; protein phosphorylation; IRE1-mediated unfolded protein response
Cellular component (GO): IRE1-TRAF2-ASK1 complex
Molecular function (GO): ATP binding; protein serine/threonine kinase activity; RNA endonuclease activity
Source: RefSeq, a predicted model, not a curated record